Austrofundulus limnaeus is the source of this 2406-nucleotide messenger RNA. It is a transcript of the gene ptprc, whose product is annotated as protein tyrosine phosphatase receptor type C. Gene Ontology annotation, biological process: positive regulation of peptidyl-tyrosine phosphorylation; negative regulation of protein kinase activity; protein dephosphorylation. The record is from RefSeq and is a predicted model, not a curated record. Gene Ontology annotation, molecular function: protein tyrosine phosphatase activity; protein binding. NCBI's taxonomy places the organism in Eukaryota, Metazoa, Chordata, Actinopteri, Cyprinodontiformes, Rivulidae.
UUCCAGACACUGUUCAACAUCUGGUUCUGGAUGUGAUUGAAAACAAUGUGAUCAAAGUUAGUUGUCGACAGCCAAGAGAUGGUUUUAAAGGACCUUAUAAGUCCUUCAGAGCACGUAUYGAUGGUCAAAAAGAACAGGAAAAUGAAAAAUGUGAAUUUAAAUUCACAGAUCUGAGCUACUUAACAAACUACUCAGUGGAGGUGUUUGCCUUCAACGGAGAGUUUAUAGGCAAACUCACCACACGAUAUAUUAAAACUCACUAUAAUGACAAAGCUCUGAUUGGGUUUAUGGUCUUCCUCAUCAUCCUCACCUCUGUGGCUCUUCUCCUGGUUCUUUAUAAGAUCUACAUUUUGAGACGCAGAAAGUCCAAUGAAUUCGGUGAAAACAUUAGCCUGAUCUCACCAGGAAAUGAAGAAGAACAUCUGUUGACGGUGGAACCGAUCGCUGCAGAGGUUCUGCUGGAAACCUACAAACGGAAGCUCGCUGACGAGGCGAGGCUGUUCCUGGCCGAGUUUCAGCGCGGGCGUGGGCAGAACUGGUACCUACAUCGGUAUCGAUGCCAUGAUGGAGGGUCUGGAAGCAGAAGGCAGAGUGGACGUCUACGGUUAUGUGGUCAGACUCCGCAGACAAAGAUGUCUCAUGGUUCAAGUUGAGGCCCAGUACGUCCUGAUCCACCAGGCUCUGGUGGACCACAACCAGUUUGGAGAGACUGAGAUCCCCCUGUCGGAGCUGCACAACACACUGAGCCUGCUCAAACAGAAAAACUCCGACAGCGAGCCCACAAUAAUGGAAGAGGAGUUUGAGAAACUCCCCAACCUAAAAAACUGGAGGACGUCCAACACAGGAGUCACAGACGAAAACAAGAAAAAGAAUCGCUCUUCAUCCAUCAUCCCAUUCGACUACAACCGAGUGCUGCUGAGGCUGGACGAGGGCCGCAGCCAGGACAGUAACACUGACGACGAGGAUGAGGACGAGUCAUCAGAUGAAGAGGAUGAGGACGAGGCCACAAAAUACAUCAACGCCUCCCACAUUCAUGGUUAUUGGGGGCCUCGGGCUCUGAUCGCAGCACAGACUCCUCUGACAGACACCUUUGCUGAUUUCUGGUCGAUGGUUUACCAGAAGAAAGCAUCGAUUAUAGUCAUGCUGUCUGAGAACAAAGAGGACAGUGAGCCUUUGUACUGGAGCAAAGAAAAACAGACGUUUGGGGACUACGAAGUGGAAGUGACGAGUACAGAYAUCUCCCCGAUUUUCAUCUCCCGCAGGAUGCAGCUCCGUCACGUUAAGAGAAAAGAGAGUCGUCAGGUGAAACACUUCCAGUUCCUGAAGUGGCAGGACACGGGGCUGCCGGAGAAACCUCAGGACCUCGUAGACAUGAUGAAAGACAUCAGGAGCAACUGUGACGGCAGAUCCCAGAAAGGCAUUCCUGUCGUGGUCCACUGCGAUGACGGCUCGUCCCGUUCAGGGAUCUUCUGCGCUCUGUGGAACCUGCUGGACAGCGCUGAGACUGAGAAACUGGUGGACGUCUUCCAGGUGAUCAAAACUCUACGGAAAGAGAGACAGGGGAUCAUCUCCAGCCUGGAGCAGUAUCAGUUCCUUUACAACGCACUGGAGGGCGCCUUUCCUGUGCAGAACGGGGAAGUGAAACCAGUGAAGGCCGCUGCAGCUGAGUGCCUUCAGAUUGUGAAUGAAACCAAAGCAGCAGUGCAGCCAGCAGAGAAGGACGCCUGCACCACCGGCAGCGACCAGCAGGCGGCGGCAGAGAGCGCCCCUCUGGUGUCACAGGAUGAGAAAGAAACCAAAACAGAGGAGCCUUCAAAGGAGAGCAGCCCCCCCACAGAGACCACACCACUGGAAGAAACCAGCAAUGGACCCACUGUCUCUGUGGAGGUCUGAGAGGACAGGACAGGAUGGGGACAAAGACGGGGACACCGUCAUACCUUUUAUAUCUGGGAACAAACGCUUCACUGCAAUGCUUUUUUAAAAAAAAGAAUAUAUUUUGAAUGUACAAACAUUGUAAAGCUACAUGUUGCUUUGGUGCAAAAGCUGCCUUAGAAUUUGAAUAAAUAGCCUAUUUUAUGUUUAUUUCUAAAAUUAUCGUUGGUUUCAACUGCUGUAACUUAUAAAUUAUUUGUGAAGGAAGCGCAAGAAGAUGAAAAAGAUUGUUUUUACCGGAUAAAUCAACCAAAAACUGCUGUUAUCAAACUAGAACUUUAUGAAACACCAAAGACACGCCAUUUAAAUAUAAAAUAAGUUGGUUUGUAUCUAGUAAAUGUUAUAGUUAGCUUGUAUCCUCACUUCCGGCUAUUGUUCACUUAUAUCUGAUCGAAAUUUGGUUCAGAAUUUAUCGUGYAGCCUUUGUACCUUUUUGGCUAAAAUAAAACUAGUGAAGAGUUGUACUCAUUCAGA